CAGGCACGAAAUCUCAUCCGGUGCGUAUCGAAUAUCUGCUUAUUUAUUCGCCAAGAUUAUUUCCGAAGUGCUACCAGUAAAGGCGAUCCCCGCUCUACUCUUUUUGCCCAUCACAUAUUUAAUGGCAGGACUACGGUUCACCACACGCGCGUUCCUGUUUUGGGAGCUGACGUUGAGUUUACUGACCAUCACGGCCUCCGGCGCGGCAUUCUCUGUCAGCACAAUGGUGACCGACUUUCGUGUUGGUGCCACUCUCUUGUCUAUGUUUUUUGUUCUCAUGAUGAUCACAAGUGGCUUCCUGAUCAAUGUGACUUCUCUUUGGUCUUGGCUCAAUUGGCUACGAUACUUGUCCAUUAUGCGGUUCGCAAUCAGUGCCCUGCUGAUCAAUGAGUUGGUUGGUACGCAGUUUUGUCCAACUGCAUUGGUCACCGUCAACACAUCCCGCGCUGUGCAGGCAAUCUCCAACCGCACUAUGACAGCAUUCGACUCUGCUCCAUUCUCUAGUCGAACUGGCACUAGCUGGAACCAUUCACACAUAUCAUGCAUUUCUGGAGAAUGGUAUCUGAAGACCCAGGCCAUCGAGUACACUUCCGAGUGGGCAGUUUGGCAGAACGAACUAGGCAUAUUUGUCAUCUUCAUCCUUACCGUUGGUAACUCGUACCUGUACUUGCGAUUGAUGAAAAAGUACAAAUGACAACCUAACUUUUUAUAUUUAUAUCAUGGCACAGCUUUCCUCUUUAUUUUUGACCUGUCAGAAGUUCUGCUUCACGUUGUCUGAAGUAGAAAAGUAUUAGGAAUUCUGUGAAACAAUUCUCCUAGAAAUAGUAAUUUUUAUCUGUUUGCUUUACAUAUUUUGUCUAACUUUAUAUGGCUUUUGCGCAAUGUACCCAUUCUGCCCUCAAGAGCAGGAUCACCAAAGACAUUUUGUAAAA
Molecule: messenger RNA, 932 nt
Organism: Dicrocoelium dendriticum
Lineage: Eukaryota; Metazoa; Platyhelminthes; Trematoda; Plagiorchiida; Dicrocoeliidae
Source: the annotation of a GenBank genome assembly